Molecule: messenger RNA, 988 nt
Organism: Dromiciops gliroides (monito del monte)
Lineage: Eukaryota; Metazoa; Chordata; Mammalia; Microbiotheria; Microbiotheriidae
Product: pulmonary surfactant-associated protein D-like
Exons: 5
Coding region: 203-961 (252 amino acids)
Biological process (GO): surfactant homeostasis; positive regulation of phagocytosis
Cellular component (GO): multivesicular body; rough endoplasmic reticulum
Source: RefSeq, a predicted model, not a curated record
GGGACAGCCCAGCAAUGCUAUAGCUGCCACUUGGACAUCUGGGAUUUCUCUGGGUGGAGAACACUUUGAGUUCCUAUAAUGGCGAAUCAAAAGGCAGGAAGUCAACUGUAAGCAUAAAGGAAGACAAUCUUGGCUUCAGCUACAAAUCAAUACCACAUUUCUGGAAGGAUCUCAAAAGCCAUUAAGCUCCAGAUUGGAGAAGAUGCACCUCCUUGAUACUUUCCAGUAUCUCAUGCUGUUAGUAUCACUGACUAUGGCUUCUGGCCAAGACACAUGCAGCUGUGAGCCAAAAAUGACCACAUGCAACGUGGUGCCCUGUGGUUUGCCUGGGAGCAAUGGGUUACCAGGUCGAGAUGGGAACGAUGGUCCAAAAGGAGAAAAGGGGGACCGAGGGGAGAGAGGAGCGGUAGGCCCUCCUGGAAAAGUUGGCCCCAUGGGGAUCAAAGGAGAUCAGGGUGUUCUGGGACCCAAAGGCCCAAAAGGAGACAAAGGAACAAAUGAAGAACUGAUUUCCCUUAAGGCUCAAAUGACUGCUAUGCAAGAAGAAAUGAGAAAACUGCAGAAUCUUGUCAACACAUACAGAAAAGUUGCGAUAUUGUUUGGUGCCAAAAUUGUGGGUGAAAAAAUGUUUAUGGUAGUAGUAUCUGAAGGGACAUUUGAAGAGGGAAAGAUAAUAUGUUCACAAAGAGGUGCUCUACUGCCAACCCCCAAGAAUGGAAGGGAGAAUGAAGCACUGAAAGAACUGGCUGAACAAUUCAACAAGCAAAUCUACCUGGGCAUGAGUGAUGAGAAGACUGAGGGCACAUUCCAGUACCUUAAUGGGGAAACACUCAUAUACAACAAUUGGGCAUCCCAUGAACCCAAUGGUGGUAGAAAGGAAAACUGUGUCGAAAUCUACACCAAUGGAAAAUGGAACGAUAAAUCCUGUACAGAAAAAAGGUUGGUUGUUUGUGAACUUUAGAUUACACCAUAUGUUUUUAAGGAGCAA